Molecule: messenger RNA, 321 nt
Organism: Chenopodium quinoa (quinoa)
Lineage: Eukaryota; Viridiplantae; Streptophyta; Magnoliopsida; Caryophyllales; Amaranthaceae
Product: peptide methionine sulfoxide reductase-like
Exons: 1
Molecular function (GO): peptide-methionine (S)-S-oxide reductase activity
Source: RefSeq, a predicted model, not a curated record
AUGGCAGACCCAAAUACAAACAACCCAGCAUUAGAACCCGAUUCAGACAACCCGGAUCAAGCGGGUUUGGAGCUAGCCCAAUUCGGAGCCGGGUGUUUCUGGGGUGUUGAGUUAGCCUUUCAGAGAAUUGAAGGUGUGGUUAAAACUGAAGUUGGGUAUUCUCAAGGUCAUCUUCCUGACCCCAAUUACAAGCUUGUUUGCUCCGGAACUACUAACCAUGUUGAAGUUGUUCGGGUUCAUUUUGACCCGAAUGUGUGCCCUUAUACUAAUCUUCUUGACCUUUUUUGGUCUCGACAUGAUCCUACCACUCUUAAUCGUCAG